GCUUCUCUCUUUAUCUUGAUUUUCAUUUCUGUUCAUAUAUUUAAUAAAUAACAAAUUUCCUUUUUUUUUUUUUUAAAAUAAUUUUUUACUAUUUCUUUGUCCUUUUCAUGUUUGAGUGUUUCAUAUUCAAGUAUUUUAUUCCUUGUUUUUGUUGGAUAUGGCUGUUUUUGGAUCGUUCUUUGUUUAUGAUAUCAUUUUUUGAACACUGUUAUUGAGAAAAAAAAACCAAAAAGAAUAAAAAAGUGAAGUUUAUAUGAUUCCACUUUCAUGACUUGAACCUUGUUCCUAAUUGACUUGAUAUGUUGAAUUGCAAAAGUUGUGAUACAGGAAUGGGAACAAGUCUCAGCAUUCCCAGAACUGAAAAGUUCUCUGAAGAUGGUGAAAAUGAGAAUCUUAGAUAUGGAUUAUCAUCUAUGCAAGGUUGGCGUGCAACAAUGGAAGAUGCACACGCGGCGCAUCUAGAUGUGGAUUCAUCCACUUCGUUUUUUGGCGUUUAUGAUGGUCAUGGAGGUAAAGCAGUUGCAAAGUUUUGUGCAAAGUAUCUUCACCAACAGGUACUCAAGAGUGAAGAAUACAUAGCUGGAGAUGUUGGAACAUCUCUUCAGAAAGCAUUUUUCAGAAUGGACGAGAUGAUGCGUGGUCAAAGGGGAUGGAGGGAAUUAGCAGUCUUGGGCGAUAAGGUAAAAGGAUUCAAUGGAAUGAUUGAAGGAUUGAUUCGGUCUCCAAGAAGCAGUGAUAAUAAUAAGGACCAAAAUGAUGAUUGGGGAUUUGAGAAGGGGCCUCAUUCUGAUUUUGAUGGACCAACUUCAGGAAGUACUGCCUGUGUCGCAAUCAUUAGAAACAAUCUAAUUUUUGUCGCGAAUGCCGGUGAUUCUCGCUGCAUAAUAUCUAGGAAUGGUCAGGCUUACAAUUUGUCUAGAGACCACAAACCAGAACUUGCGAUUGAGAAGGAAAGAAUCUAUAAAGCUGGAGGUUUUAUUCACGCCGGACGAGUUAAUGGGAGUUUAAAUCUAGCAAGAGCUAUAGGUGACGUGGACUUUAAGAAUAAUAGAUUUCUUUCGGCUGAGAAGCAAGUCGUCACUGCUAAUCCAGACAUAAACAUUGUUGACCUUCAUGACGAAGAUGAAUUUAUAGUGAUAGCUUGUGAUGGAAUAUGGGAUUGCCUGUCAAGCCAGCAAUUGGUAGAUUUUGUACGCCAAGAACUUCUCGUGGAUACCAAACUUUCUGAGGUUUGUGAAAGAGUCCUCGACCGGUGUUUGGCACCAUCUUUGGCUAUGGGUGACGGAUGCGAUAACAUGACAAUGAUCUUGGUACAGUUCAAAAAACCAGUCCAGACUAAUGCACCAGCUCAAGAACAAUCAUCUUCAAAUGAACAAGGUGCAUCUGAACCAAUAUUGGAGAGCAGUUGAAGAUGUCAGUUUUAGUCUUAACAACGCUACAUGUAUAUUGUAUAGUGUGCACCUAUGCUUAGAAAAUGCUUACUUUUUCUAAAACUAAAAUAUCUAGUGCCUGUUCAAUAAGCGGUCAUUAAUAUUAGCAAUAACAAUAUGCAGAGAUUUUGAGUUGUGUGGGAUUUUGGACUAAAUAUAAAUAUCAUUUUUCUUAUAUUUA
Vicia villosa (hairy vetch) is the source of this 1611-nucleotide messenger RNA. Its product is annotated as probable protein phosphatase 2C 60. The transcript has 11 exons. Gene Ontology annotation, biological process: protein dephosphorylation. The coding region runs from base 300 to 1409 and encodes 369 amino acids. NCBI's taxonomy places the organism in Eukaryota, Viridiplantae, Streptophyta, Magnoliopsida, Fabales, Fabaceae. Gene Ontology annotation, molecular function: cation binding; protein serine/threonine phosphatase activity. The record is from RefSeq and is a predicted model, not a curated record.